CAAGCACCCACCUCGCGGCGCUGAGGCGAGGGGCUACCCGUGGUGCUGUGGCCACACAAAGCGGUGCGCUGCGGCGCCUUUCCCGCCGCUGGUGAGGGGGCAGCCGCUCCUGUCUCCGCCCCGCUGCUGGGCUCGGCGCUGGCCCGGGAGGCGCGGGGCAGCCCCACGGCGCCGACGAUGGAGCCGCCGGUACAGCCGCCUCAGGAGCAGCCGCCGCGCCCUCGCUCCCACACGGUCACCACCACCAGCAGCUCCUUCACCGCCAACCUGUCGGCCAGCUCUAGCACCCUCGCCUACGACAGGGAGUUCCUGCGGACCCUGCCCGGGCUCCUCAUGGUGACAGAGAUCGUAUUGGGGCUGCUGGUGUGGACCCUGAUUGCAGGAACAGAAUACUUUCUAUAUCCAGCCUUUGGCUGGGUGAUGUUUGUGGCUGUGUUUUACUGGGUUCUCACCAUCUUCUUUCUGAUCAUCUAUAUGACAAUGACCUACACCAGGAUUCCCCAGGUGCCAUGGACCACAGUGGGUCUGUGUUUCAAUGGAAGUGCCUUCGUUUUGUACCUCAUUGCUGCCAUUGUAGAUGCAUCUUCAGUUACCAAAGAACUUGACAGUCACAAUUACAACAGCUGGGCAGCUUCUUCAUUCUUUGCCUUCGUGGUUACCUCCUGCUAUGCUGGAAACACGUAUUUUAGCUUCAUAUCUUGGCGAUCACGAACUUUGCAGUAAAUAUUUGCUUAAAAUGAAAUCUGUAGAAUAAAAUAUCUUGUGGAUUAUACUCUUUUGACAAAAGAUUGGAAGAGGGAUGAGGUCUUUUCAAAUGUUUCCACUGGAACCGAUACCACAUUUUUUUAAGAUGAGAUGAAAUAAUUAUUUAUAAGAUCAUCUUUAGAGACCUCUAAUACCAACUUUGUACUGUAUAAUAAAAUUUCAUACUGCCUCUUCUAAAAUUAAUGUAUUUUUCUAGACAUUGUAUAGAAGUUAUUACUAAACUUGAAAUAAAUCUUACGCAGUCAAUGUGCCAGUUUUGCAAAUGUAACUUCUUUAAGGUUACGUGUGUACUCUUGAUACUGGAUGCUGCAAACCAAAACUAAGAUUGAUGCUGUCUCAUUAUUAUUUAUGAAAAGUGACAUUGUGCAGAAAAAUAAACCACCCCAAAUUUUAAAAACAAAUAAAUAAUUGAUCCA
Molecule: messenger RNA, 1181 nt
Organism: Dryobates pubescens (Downy woodpecker)
Lineage: Eukaryota; Metazoa; Chordata; Aves; Piciformes; Picidae
Gene: CMTM8
Product: CKLF like MARVEL transmembrane domain containing 8
Exons: 4
Coding region: 178-723 (181 amino acids)
Biological process (GO): myelination
Cellular component (GO): membrane
Molecular function (GO): structural constituent of myelin sheath
Source: RefSeq, a predicted model, not a curated record